AUGGCGGACGAUUCACACGAAGAUGGCCACACAGCGUCUGAUUCUGAGCAAGAGAAGCAGGACGUUGGAAACCACGACGCGGAUAUAAUCACCCAUCAAGGGGUGACCAACCAGCAUAGAGAGGGCACCUCUGGGUUGAAAGACCCAAAGGCAAACUCUUCUGAAGGACACGAAUCUGGAAAGGAGGGACAAUCCCGUGCAACUGAUUCCAUAGGAUUGUUCCAUGGCCACCAAGGGCGCCUCGAACAGUUGGAGCAAGAGCUGAAGCGACAGCGAGAGGCGGAAAGAAAUUUGAGAAACAAGAUCGAGCGACGAAAAGAGCUAGUGGAAAAUAUCUUAAGGCUGGAGUCUACUAUUAAAAGUCGGAGCUCUCGUAGCGACCAAGAAUAUUCUCUCUUGGGAAGAGAAGACCCGUUUAGCGAGGACAUAAUAAGUGAAAAAGUUCCAAGGAACUUUAAAAGCCUUGAUAUGGACCUCUAUGAUGGAACCACUGAUCCAAAGCAUCAUUUAAGCAACUUUAAAAUUCGAAUGUACCUGGCCGACGCUUCUGAUGCUACUCACUGUAAGGCUUUCCCGACCACCUUGACGAAAGUAGUGAUGAAAUGGUUUGAUAGUCUUCCUCCAAGGGUCGCAUACCAAAGGUUGAUGAAUAAGGUGUUUUCCCCUCAUCUUGGGAAUCUAAUGAAAGUCUAUGUAGACAACAUGCUAGUAAAGACCAAAGAUGAGGCCGACGUCUUAGCUGACCUCUCGCAAGUCUUCAAUACCAUUAGGAUGCAUAGGAUGAGGUUGAAUCCUGCAAAGUGCAUCUUCGCGGUAGAAACAGGAAAAUUUCUAGGAUUUAUGCUUACAGAAAGAGGGAUCGAAGCCAACCCUGAUAAGUGCAAAGCAGUUCUAGAAAUGAAAAGUUCGCAUUGCUUAAGAGAGGUCCAGCAGCUGAAUGGCCGACUCGUAGCACUCUCCAGGUUUUUGGCUGGAUCAGCAUUAAGAUCCCUACCACUCUUCUCUCUACUAAGAAAAGAAUGCCAGUUCGAAUGGACUCCUGAGUGUGAAGAAGCAUUCCAGGAGUUCAAAAAGUUUUUAAGCCAACCUCCCAUUCUGACCCGACCUAAAAUUGGGGAAGAACUCGUCCUGUAUUUUUUCGUAGCCGAUAAAGCUGUAGCAUCAGCUCUAAUACGGGAAGAUGAGGUCGGGUAG
Molecule: messenger RNA, 1194 nt
Organism: Arachis duranensis
Lineage: Eukaryota; Viridiplantae; Streptophyta; Magnoliopsida; Fabales; Fabaceae
Exons: 2
Coding region: 1-1194 (397 amino acids)
Source: RefSeq, a predicted model, not a curated record